GCGAAGAUGUCCAAAUUCGAUUGGACGGCAACGGUAAAACCCUUGUUAGGUGCGACUUACAAGGCACUCAGUUCCAGUGACUUAUUGAGGAUUGUUGAGAUCAUCGGAGCAAGCCGAGAGGAGAUUUUGGAACACGAUGCCGAAUUCGAGCCAUUCUAUUCGUCUUUCGUUGCGUUGUCGAUUCAUUACCUUUGCGCAGCAGCAUCCACAAUUUCAGCUGCUGCACUACCAAAGUUUACUCGAGCAUGUGAGGUGGCAAUCGAUUUUUUUGCGAAUAGACUGCGCAGAUUAAAUGAUAUGGGAACCGUGCCGUCAGCAGACGCAGCCCAUCUGGAGAAAUUGAGUAAGAUUAAUGACCAGUGCGCUGUUCGGACGAAGCAGCUGAUUUUGUUGCUGAAAGGUCUGUGCACUGGUUGCAGCCAGUUGACUCGAGCAGACAUUAUUACGUUGACGGCAUUGGUGAAAAUAUCAGCCUUGCCAUCGCACAUUCGAGCAACGGUUAUCGCUGAAAAGAUAGAAGAGAAAGCUGAGACAAACAAAACGAAGGAACACAGCACAGAUGACGGUAUUGCUAGAGUGAGAAACUUUCUGCGUUCCGCUGUUGCGUACGAUACCAUGCUGAUUGGUGCUGAGCCUGAGGGAACUGGACCACAAACUGCUUUAUCCGGUGUUGUAUUCCUCUACCGGAAUCUGCACACCCUUUCGAAAAUGAAUGUGGGGUCGAUUUUACUGGACGUCUGCUUGAACCGCUUGUUUCUUCUUCGUUUUAUCUUGAUCUAUAAAGAUCUGCUGGCUGGCCGUGCGGUGAAUAGCAUUGACCUCAAAGAAUGCCAGGGGAUCGAAGAUUCUCAUUCUUCGAUGCUGGAUGACAUUUGUCUUGUGGAGACGGUACUCACCUUGCCAUUACUUGAGCCGUUGAACGCCGAAAAGCUCAGCAAGAUAUGCCAGUUAAGUGGCAGCUGUUUCUUGGCAUCCGUGAAUGUUGCGGCAGUCUGCUUCGAUUUCGAAAAGAAGAAUGGCAGGGUCGACGUGGAAUUGAACACCGCUUUUCAGAAUGCGUUCGACAAAUCGAUUGAUAUCCAUAGCUUUCUGUCACAGUUAAUUGAGGAAUCUCCGAAUGCUGGAAGAAUGCAUUUGCAUAAUUUCUACACUAUCACCGCGCUUUGUUUGGCCGUCUCGGUUCAUGACAUUUUGCAAAACUUCUCACUCAGUCCUCUGUUGCUGCCGCUUAUGCAGUACCUGUUGAAGUUGAUGUCUCAUGUGCUGAGCGACUUGGAAACAGACACAGAUGAAACGGCAGAAUUGAGGGAGUUAAACUGCAGCACUGCGUGCACCAAGUGGCAGAAGUUUGAUUUUAUCAACCGCAGGAUUCCGAUUAUUCCGUUCUUUUUCAAACUUGCCAGUUUUGCGCUGAAAAAUGUACGUAAGUUUAGUGAUUUAGCUUACAUCUGUGUUAGAUUAUGGGACGAAUUUGAUCAAACUUUUUAAAC
This is a messenger RNA of Soboliphyme baturini, 1490 nucleotides long. Lineage: Eukaryota; Metazoa; Nematoda; Enoplea; Dioctophymatida; Soboliphymatidae. The record is from the annotation of a GenBank genome assembly.